Salvia miltiorrhiza (redroot sage) is the source of this 510-nucleotide messenger RNA. RefSeq lists its product as uncharacterized. Lineage: Eukaryota; Viridiplantae; Streptophyta; Magnoliopsida; Lamiales; Lamiaceae. The transcript has a single exon. Bases 1 to 510 code for a protein of 169 amino acids. The record is from RefSeq and is a predicted model, not a curated record.
AUGGGAAAAGGAUUUUUCACGCUGAAGUUCGGAACACAACAAGACAAAGACAUAGCCAAGGCCAAAACGGUUUGGGAUCUUUCUUCUGGCUCACUUCGAUUGCGUGAAUGGACUCGCAACUUUGAUCCUCAUAAGGAAAUAUCUUCCCUUAGUCAAGUUUGGGUUCGCAUAUAUAAUAUGCCCGCUGAAUAUUGGCACCCAGAGGUUUUUGCGGCCAUUGGACGUACGUUAGGAUUUCCUAUCAAAUUGGAUGGCACUUCGGCGAAUUGGGAAGUGGGAAGUUUCGCUAGAUUGCUUGUUGAGAUUGAUUUGUCUCUUCCUUUAAUUGACUCUAUGACAAUUGAUUGCGAUAUUACUUCUUUUUAUGUGGAAUUUGUCUAUGAACAAUUGCCUCGCUACUGCUCUCUAUGCAACAUAACAGGCCACGUUCUCGAUAAAUGCAAGCGGCUUAAAAUCAAUGCGGAUGGUAAUGAUUCCAAGCAGGCUCCAGCUAAGGAAGGCAACAAUUAG